This is a messenger RNA of Solanum stenotomum, 561 nucleotides long. RefSeq lists its product as uncharacterized. NCBI's taxonomy places the organism in Eukaryota, Viridiplantae, Streptophyta, Magnoliopsida, Solanales, Solanaceae. The transcript is spliced from 4 exons. The coding region runs from base 123 to 509 and encodes 128 amino acids. The record is from RefSeq and is a predicted model, not a curated record.
AACUAGAGCAGUAAGUAGACUGCAUCAUUCUGCAGAAGCUAUCUGCUGGGAGCUUCCACAGCAGUCAUCCCAUCAAUGUGAUCAAUCUUCCACCCCAAGUUGUGGUGACGGGUUUUUUUGUGAUGAAAUUUAAUGUUAUCCAAUUUCUUGGGAGGCCAAGUGUGAAAAGGGAACUUGUUAACAUCUGGAAUAGCAAAUUGCAAGCUCAAGGGGAGUGCACAUGUACACGCGAUGGGGAGUUAAAAGAAGAAUUUGCACCAACAAAAACUAAAAAUUUCGUAGAUUCUGGGAUACAAUGGAGGGACUUCCACACAUUACAAACAGUGCUGGAACAGACAAUCUUAAUAAUUAGUAUACUGUACUCAGUGUCACUCCUGGCGUCUUGCAUUUUGUUGGCGAUUCAUUGGUUCCUGAUACCAUUGAUAAAAACUUCCCGGAGGGUGCCAAAGUUCUCCAACAGGUUGAUAAGAAGUUUAUUCCGAUUGUGGCGAGCACAACACCUGAUAUAACUGAUCAGGUCUAUUUUGUCCUUUGCAUAAUUGGCCAUUUUUGGUUUCUCAU